GUUCAUUAUUGAACGAUCGAGAGUACUCUACAGCCUCGACUAACCUCGUUUCUCCUACAAAAAGAUUAAUAAUGUCGUACGUACUUAUGAAAUCUAAUAUCAAACCUGUUGAAUAUGAAUUCAUGGGUAACGGCGCCGCGGCAUUGAGGGCCGACCUGGAUGUCAUGCGCAAGAAUGGCGCAUCGGCACAGAAGAUUUUGGACGAUUGCUUGAUACUUUUGUCUGGAACAUGUGGAAAGUACAGUUCUGAUGACAUAGAAAUGGUCCUUGAACAUUUCAUCACCAAGGAGACGACGAAAAUUGAUUUCGACCGAAUCAUUUCUUCGUUUCCCGCCGAGUCUAAAGUCUUAAAUAGGGGGAUGCGGCUGCUCUCGCCACACUCUACCAGCAUUUGCGAGUUCACCAUGAAGGCAGCACAAGCAGGAAAAAGUGCAAAAAUUGACGGAUCCUUAUUGAACCAAAUCUGCAAGAUGGAAAAUCUAAGAAAGCUGGAUAUCAGCGCAGUCCAAUUGACCAUACCCGAACUAAUGAAGCUCUGCGGACAGCUGGUCUAUUUAAAGGACAUAACUGUAAAAAUCAAACCGUGGCCACAACCAUAUCCGUUCAAGGAUCCGACCUUUAUUAAGGCCUUCAAGAAUAACUUCUCUCACUUGAAGACUUUCAGCUUCACCACGAUACAGAGUGACGAGGAGCUCACUUUCGAGCAAGAACUGACCCGCUUCUGCGUCAUGAAUUUGCCAAAUCUGGAGUACUUGGAAGAUUUCGGAUAUCUUGACACUAGUAAAUUCGGCUGCAAGCACCAAUUGAGAAAGCCAAAUAGCGUUAUGCACUUGUCCUUACCGUUGAACGAGGAAAGAGCUAUCCGAAUUCUCUCCCGGCUCCAAAGCUUCAAGCAUCUCACUGUUUGUUGAACUUUUUCUUAUAUUUAAAUAAUUA
Cloeon dipterum is the source of this 936-nucleotide messenger RNA. RefSeq lists its product as uncharacterized. Bases 72 to 911 code for a protein of 279 amino acids. NCBI's taxonomy places the organism in Eukaryota, Metazoa, Arthropoda, Insecta, Ephemeroptera, Baetidae. The transcript has 3 exons. The record is from RefSeq and is a predicted model, not a curated record.